AUGGCAAAGACUAAGACCACUCCAAAUUAUGAGUUUCGGCGUUGUCCAAUGUGUUCCUAUUCAGCAAGAAGUGAAGAAGACUACAAAGGACACGUCUUCAAGUGUGCUAUGCGGACCUUCCAAUGUCCUGUGUGCGACUUCUGUAAUAAUAAAGAAGCUAACCUGAAGCGAUGUCACCCUGGCCUAGCCAAGGAAGAAGUCGUUAAGUUGGGAAGCAAGGAGGAUAAGUGUGAAGAAGUGAGAGAACAGCGGGAAGACGAUUGGCUUGCUCAAGAUCCGGGAGAUCUUAUUGGAGAAAUUUCAGAUGAGGAUAGCGAUAAAGACGAUGAUGGAGACACCACGAGUGAUAAAGAAGCUGAAUCUCAAGAGAAAGAGGUAGAUGAAGGUUUGCUUGAGGGAAGGAUGUUUAGGAAGCCGACAACGCCUUCGCUUCCGAUAAUUAGUAAGCGGAAAUCUUCGGAUGUCCACUUGUCUCCUGCACAACCUAAAAAGUUGAGAAAGGAGGAUCAAGCCGUGCAGACUCCAUUAAGUGGUGAAAACUUUGGAAACUCGUUUGGAAGCAGGAGGGACUGCGGAACUCAAACGGAUCCUUUGAAAAGAAUCCUGACAACGAAAACUGUCAAGAAGUUCAGAGAUGGAAAUGUUGACACUAAAGAUUGUUUCUAAAGAAAAAGUUGUGUUUGAUAUGUGAAUCAUUUGAAAUUCAUUUUUAAGGAAAAUUGUUUUGUUCUGCAAAGUAAAGAAACUUUGUAGAUUAAGUACAUAUGCUAAAUAAAUAUAACUUGGUAGUUUUCACAUUUUCUUUACAUGCGGGUAGCAUGUCAUCGAAGGCGUGGGUAGUGUAACGAUUUUAAGUUAUGUAAUGUUGAAUCAUGCGUACGGCACAUGAUAGCUGUGUUUGCAUUGUCGCCUAGCAACCAGCGGAGAUUGUCACGUGACCCACAGAGGGUAUAUAAACGAGCGCGUCGCAGCCGCAGCGUUCUUUUCCCUAGCAGUCUUCAUAGAGAAGAGAGAGAGAAAUUGCGAGACUAAGGUACGGUUUUGGUAGGUGGGUUGCCUUGAGAGAGAGGCUUACCACAUUUUCAUAGUUAAUAGGACCAACCGUGUUUGACCACUAGUUGGUUAUUAUAGAGGCUGUCCUCUCAGAGGUUAGCCUGGCUUAGUCGUCGCUGAUACUCUAGUAGUAUUAGGGAAGGGGUACGCCUUUAGUUUAGAGGUUGUACACUGUCCGUCCUGCAUAAGGCAUUAACACAGUGACUGCCUCUACUAAGGGUUUACCUCUUCAGUAGGUUAUCCAGCUAGGGCGUGCCGCGGGUAUUCACUACCGCCUGAAUAAGGCAUAUAAUAGUGUUUACCU
This is a messenger RNA of Magallana angulata, 1357 nucleotides long. RefSeq lists its product as uncharacterized. NCBI's taxonomy places the organism in Eukaryota, Metazoa, Mollusca, Bivalvia, Ostreida, Ostreidae. The transcript has a single exon. The coding region runs from base 1 to 666 and encodes 221 amino acids. The record is from RefSeq and is a predicted model, not a curated record.